AUGUCGGACGAGCAACAGUCCCCUUCACCAACUGGCGAGAAGCCUGAGGAGCCACAGCAAUCGGAACAUCUCAACAUCAAGGUCACCGAUAACAACAAUGAAGUCUUCUUCAAGAUCAAGCGCACAACACAGCUGAAGAAGCUCAUGGAUGCCUUCUGUGAGCGUCAAGGCAAGGACAUUCGGAGCUGUCGCUUCCUGUUCGAUGGGACACGAGUAAAUCCCACGGAUAACCCGGAGACCCUCGACAUGGCAGAUGGCGACACCCUCGAGGUGCACCAGGAGCAGAUUGGCGGGGCCUGCUAA
Messenger RNA from Recurvomyces mirabilis, 303 nucleotides. It is a transcript of the gene SMT3, whose product is annotated as SUMO protein smt3. Gene Ontology annotation, molecular function: ubiquitin-like protein ligase binding; protein tag activity. Gene Ontology annotation, cellular component: nucleus; septin ring. The transcript is spliced from 2 exons. Lineage: Eukaryota; Fungi; Ascomycota; Dothideomycetes; Mycosphaerellales; Teratosphaeriaceae. Gene Ontology annotation, biological process: protein sumoylation. The coding region runs from base 1 to 303 and encodes 100 amino acids. The record is from RefSeq and is a predicted model, not a curated record.